This is a messenger RNA of Puccinia graminis f. sp. tritici CRL 75-36-700-3, 617 nucleotides long. RefSeq lists its product as uncharacterized. The transcript has 2 exons. Bases 64 to 492 code for a protein of 142 amino acids. The record is from RefSeq and is a predicted model, not a curated record. NCBI's taxonomy places the organism in Eukaryota, Fungi, Basidiomycota, Pucciniomycetes, Pucciniales, Pucciniaceae.
CUGACUAUCAUCAAAAAAAGUAUUUUUUGGCUUUUUUUGUGGCAAUCUGAGUAGAUUUCCGCCAUGAAAAACCUGCUCUACUCCUCUAGUCUCUUAAUCUUUAUCAUCUUCCUAACGGUACCGCAAGUUAUGAGUGUAAAUCUCAACGGGUCCUUAAAAUCAACAGCUGAUUAUAUUUCUUUCCCGAAGCAAUUUACAAUUCCAAAGGCCUAUGAGACUUCGGAACUAGGAGUAACGCUAACAUCAUGGUGGAGAACGUUGCUUGCAGUAUCACCAUCGGGAGGAUAUUGGUAUAUUGGAGCUAGAAGCACAGCUCCCGUCACCAUUGAAGUAAAAAAGUUGGGUGCAAAAGAGUUUUCGUUUGCUGCCACGGUCUUUCCAGACCAACCAAUUUCUCUACCAUAUCCCAAAUUCACCAUGUGGGAUGAUUUGGUCGUCAAAAUUAACUCCGUCGGUGACAGAAGCAAGAUUGUCCCUCAACAAACCAUAUAGCAUCGCUCAUAGCGAAUUUGUUGUUGUUUCUGUCCAUCACUUCUGUCAUCUCAACCAAUCUUACCUUCAUGCUAUACCAUUUCAAUUAAGCAUUUUUUUAAAUUAAUUCUGCUAUCUUUUAUCCG